Messenger RNA from Aspergillus pseudoviridinutans, 4653 nucleotides. RefSeq names its product ankyrin repeat domain-containing protein. The record is from RefSeq and is a predicted model, not a curated record. The transcript has 2 exons. NCBI's taxonomy places the organism in Eukaryota, Fungi, Ascomycota, Eurotiomycetes, Eurotiales, Aspergillaceae. Gene Ontology annotation, molecular function: protein binding. Bases 1 to 4653 code for a protein of 1550 amino acids.
AUGGCUAUCACCCUCGCGGAAAAGCUGCUUGAAGAUCCCUUAUUUGCAGGUGAAGAUGCCAUACUUGCCUCCUUCUUCUGCGACUCGAGUUCUGAAAACCACAGGACUGCCACGGCUGUAUUGCGUGGCUUGCUCUACCAAACAAUCAAGAAACGUCCGUCAUCACUGGGACCCCUUGUAUCAAAGUACCGCGGUCACAAGGAUAAGCUAUUCUCCUCCUUUGAUGCUUUGUGGUCAGUCUUGAUGGAAAUUGGGAAUAGCAGCGAUUCGAAACUGUACUGUAUCAUUGAUGCCUUGGAUGAAUGCGACGAUGAAGUGCUGGAAUCUCUGCUGCCACAGCUGAACCGAAGCUUUCAAUCCGGUGAUUCCCGCAACAAUCAUUACGGAAUUCACAUCUUGAUAACAAGCCGUCCGUAUGAAGAAAUCAGAGUACAUUUGGCUGAGUUUCCGAAUCAAAAUCUUGCUUCAUAUUCUCAGAUCCGCAACGAUCUUGCAAUUUUCAUCGAGCAGAAGGUCGAAGAAUUGAGUGUGAAGAAGCAAUACUCUGCUAAUAUUCGCCGCAAUGUUGCAGCAAUAUUGAAUGAUAAGGCCGAGGGAACGUUCCUAUGGGCUGGUUUGGCAUGUGGUGAAUUAGUCAGAGUUCGAUCGAGGGACGCAGUUGCGACACUAGAAAAAUUACCGAGUGGCCUUAGUUCAAUGUACAAGAGGAUGCUCGACAUGGCUGUUGAAGAUUGCCAGGAGGACAAAAGCACGAUCAUCCAGUUAUUGACCGUCAUUGUGGUUGCCCGUCGUCCAUUGACUCUGUUAGACGUAGCGGAAGCUUGCAAUCUCUAUGAAGCAGAUGACCCGGAGGACCGAGUAGCGUAUGUCCGUGAGGAUGUCUUCGAUUGUCGCCUACUGGUCGUAAUUCACGAUGACAGGGUGAUGCUGCUCCACAAAUCCGUCAAGGACUUCUUAACUCGUUAUCAAAAUGUCCAUAUCAUCAAUGAGCAGCUAGCUCACGCGGAGUUCGUUAGCCGUUGCAUUGACGUCCUGAUGCAGGGUUUGGGUGAAGAAAGACCGGUACUAUCUUCAAUUCUGGGCAAUGCUAUUGGCGACCGUUCCUUUCUGCUUUAUUGUGUGGAAUUCUGGCCUGAGCAUGCUCAUUUGGCAGGAUCCGAAUUCAAAAUCGCGGAACGCCACGAUGCCUUUUUCGAACUAGACUCCUCAGCACGAGAGACAUGGUUAGACCUUCUUCGCCAAUUCAAUCUGUCCGUCGGUUAUGUUCCAUUCAAGUUCUCUAUUUUUCACAUUGCGGCGAGAUGGGGCAUUCCUGCCCUCAUUUCCCAUGCACUAUCCAGGCGGAGUCGUCUGUGCGAGCCAGGGAACGCAGAAGCGGAAAACUUCCAUCUGCUGCGGGAUCAUCUUAUUAAUUCACGUUGUUCGAAAGGAACCACCCCGCUCGAAGAGAGUGCUAUCCGGGGCCAUUCCGACGUAUUCGGCCUUCUGCUGGAUUUGACAGAUGGUCUAACACCGCUGCCCGAUGAAGCUAUCGCCGCGGCAAUUCAGAAUCCGCGCAGAGGGGCGGGCCUCGUCAAGCUUCUCAUUGAUAGAGGAAGACUGCAGGCUAUCCCAGAGAGGCGUUUGAUGCUAGCUUCUACCGAAACGUGGGAUUUGCUGCUGGAUUACUUUGGCCUCGAAUUUCCUGUUUCUGAACAAAUGCUUCUACAAAUUUGCUGUAGUGAAAAUGGCGCCGAUAUAUUGAGGGCAUUGUCAAGAAAUCUGCAAGGUCGAUUACCAAUCACCAAGGGAGUUCUUACAGACGCCGCCUUGAACCGCGACGCAAGGUUCGCGGAGUUUCUGCUGGAUGACGUCGGAAAAACGAUCCCAAUCAGUGCAGACUUCACCUAUUACGCUUUGCUCAAUAGGAAGCAUGGGCCAGGUAUAAUUGACCUUGUGCUGGCUCUUUGGCAGAGGGGCUCGCUAGUCUUGGAGUGCCCGCAAGAAGACCCUAUCCUGCUACUCAUACAGCAGCUGCAGAGCCACACUGUUAUCCCAGAGCAGGUAGCAUGUGUCUUGCGCGUGAUUCAGAACAGGGGGUUCAAACUUUCGCCCUCGAUGGCCCUCGUAAGACUGGUGGCAAAAACCGGAGACGACAAUCUUUACAAGGAAGUUCUGCGGAAUCGGGAGGCGGUGGCCUUUAUAAAUGAGAGAAUCUUGGUCUGCAUGGUAGAGCGAAUGACUGCAGAGAUGUUUGACUUCUCCCUGGACACCCUGGGCGGUGAGCUUCCCAUCAGCGCUCACGUCGUUGAGGCUGCGGCUGCGAAUUUUGAACAUGGAGACCAGAUGAUGCAAAAACUGUUCAAGAUCUCAGGGGGUAACCUUCCUGUCUCCGCCUUGACUUUUAGCCGUGCAGCAGAAAUAGUACAAACGCAGCGGCAUGGCAGUCAAACGCUCACGUUUCUGCUCCAGCAUUCCAAAGACCGCGUUCCGGCCUCACCAAGUGUCAUUAGAUUUGCUGCUGCAUCGGGGAGAGAGGGAUACCCGAUCAUUGAAGCAAUACUCGAUUGCUUAGAAACCAAUGGUUUGACUGCAGAAGCCGACUUGAUUCCCACUGUCAUAUCCGAUGGCUGUGCAGAGUUAGUGUUGUUUAUACUGGAUCGAACUGGCAGCUCACUCCCAAUCACCGAGGAGACACUUGCUUUGGCCACCGGAAAUCAUUGGGAUGGCAUACGAAUGGUUAGACUCCUAGCACAGCGUGCUUGCGGGCGAUUGCCCUGGCACGAGGAAGCGUUCAGACGAUGUGAUGAAGUCAAUAUGCGUCCCAUCUUUACCGAAUGGUCGAAUGAAGGCGCCCUCACACAUGAGAUGAUCCACGCUGCAGCGAUCUACAUAGCCCAGAAGUCUAUUACACGGGAGACUCCUAAUAUGAAGAUUCUAACAAAUCUGCUAACUCUGUACGAUGACAUCUCGCUCAUUGACAAGGAGACGAUGCAACUCGCAGCGAAGACCAAUUCACCUGGGACCUUGAUCGAUUUAAUGAUUAGACACCGCCAGGAGGAUCUAAUUUUGACCGAGGAGGUUGUCGAAGUCGCGGCGUGGAAUUCAUGGGGGAGGGAUGAGGCCAUCACCUUCUUAUUGGAGCAGUACGGAGAGAUGACCCCUGUCUCAGAGCACGCACUCGUCUUUCUGUUGCUCAAUUUCUCGGACAGAAAUCGUACCGUGGCGCGCUUCCUCGAGGGCCGGCCGGAUGCAAUCUUGGGGUCGCCGACGAUUCUCAAAGCUGCCGCUGCAGGGCGUAAUCGGCAAAUCGUCAGAAGGAUCCUUGAGUCUUAUCCGUUCGAGAUCACGGAUGAGAUCUUUGAAGCAGCAGCAGGGGACUCUCCAGCUGCGAAAGAUAUCUUUUGCAUGCUUCUUGCCAAAAGCGGACAUCACAUUACGGAGAGAAUGAUUCAGAUUUCGCCGAAAAGAAGCGUUGAGAUCUAUUCAUUCCUUAUUGAUGAGACCAGAGAUAGAAUUCCAAUUAGCACCGGCACGCUUAUUGCCGCCUUGAAUGGUUCAUUGGAUGCGGUCAAAACGCUACUCAGAUAUCCCAUCGAUGUGAACCAGAUUACGGAAGAGUUUUUGGUAAUGGCAGGACAGCACUGGGCGCCUGAACAGCUGUUUCCUCUCCUCUUCGAACGAUUUGGUGACCAGAUAAAAAUCACCGAAAAGGUUGUUGCAGCCACGAUCGAAAGUUCUCAUAACAGUCUAUUCAUUGCACAGUUACUGAGCCGUCUCCAUAGCGCGACGCCUCUCACUGAGGCGGUGCUAGUAGCCGCGGCAAAAAGCAAACUGCAUAUGCCUGAGCUCGUCGAACUUUUCAAUCGCCUUCUGAGCAUGGUCGGAGAUGAUAAGGUCAUUACAGAAGCGACAUUUGUUGCCGCGGCCGGCAAUGGAUUAAAUGGUGCAUGGAUAAUGCAGCUGCUACUCAGUCGUAGGAGUGAUUUCCAGAUUACGGAAUCAGUGAGCAAGGCAGCAGUGUUCAGCGCCAUGUCAUCUGGUCCCUAUGUAAUGGAAGUGCUUCUGGAUCUGAAAGAAGACACAGUCCCUAUCACCGAGGGGGUUCUGCUGAUGGCCACUCGGAACCCCACUGAUAGGUACAAUAUCUUCAGAUUAUUGGUAAGAGAAAGAUUUAUCUCUGUUCGCGCUUGUAUCACCCAGAGACUUUUGCUCACUAUCGCGGCGAGCGGGGAUAUGAUGAUUCUGUCACUCUUGGAAAGAAGGUUUGAAAUCCCAAUCACAAAUGAACGGCGCUCGAUCUGUCGGCUGUAUAUUGGCGCCCGUGAUGGCAACAGGCGGGCGGUACAGUCCCUUCUUCGUCAAGGGGUGCCGCCAGAUACACGAAGCGCCAGAGGAGAGACUCCUCUUUGGAUGGCAACAGCCGGUCAGCACGAUUUGAUAGUCAAAGACCUCUUGGCAACAAAAGCGGUAGACGUUGACGCUGUUUCAAUGACCGGAGACUCGCCACUUAUCAGAGCAGUGGAAAGUUACAAUGUCCCCAUUGUACGCCUUUUACUGGCUGCAGGUGCGAAUCCGAACCUGGCCAAGUACGGAAAGACAGCCUAUGCGUUAGCAAAGGAGCGGUCCUACUUGCGUAUGAUGGCUAUCAUGAGAGAAUAUGGGGUUAAAUGA